This is a messenger RNA of Diaporthe citri, 918 nucleotides long. RefSeq lists its product as uncharacterized. Lineage: Eukaryota; Fungi; Ascomycota; Sordariomycetes; Diaporthales; Diaporthaceae. The record is from RefSeq and is a predicted model, not a curated record. Bases 1 to 918 code for a protein of 305 amino acids. The transcript has 2 exons.
AUGCCAUUGAGUGGAUUGGACAAGUACGAGACCUUGGUUCGAGUGCCAGACUUUGGAGGCCCAGUCUCGCAAGAGGACUAUACCAGCCACUUCCAAGAGCACUUUGCAUCACAAAUCGUGCUGCGUCGACUCUCGGCGGACUUCAACAAUGUCCUUAGCAGUGUAUCGAGCUCGCCAGCGUCCUCCGUCUCGUCGUCCGCGUCCCCUGCGCCGGCCAUCCCCGGCGCUAUCAAGCCACUUGUCAUGCAACUCGAUCAAUGGCGAGAGUUGCUGCCCCUGCACCUUCGCUGGGUUGAACGAGACCAUGGGGCCUUUCUGCCAUCCAGCCAUGAUGUGUACGGCACCCCAGUGUAUCAAACGCCCACUCCCGUGACGGCGCCGUCGCCAGCUCUUCCCACUGCGACACCGCCUGUCACAUCUGUUACGUCUGUCACAUUUACACCCAACCUCAACAGCCACCCGGUGGCUUACCCCUACGCCAUGGACACUCAGGUCGCUCUGCUCCGCACGCGCUACUAUACCACGAGACUCCUACUCUACAGGCCGUUCCUGUACAAGGCGCUUCACCACCCGGACCAGAUGAACAAUGAGGAUGCGGAAGGGGUUGCAAACUGCCUCAAUACGUGCCUCAUGUGGCCAAUCACCAUGUCCCCGGCCUGCACGCGGAAGCUGCUCAUCCCGUGCCUGUUCUUCUGGACGCAGAACAUCCUCGGGGCGCUUGUCAUCUUGCACCUGAGCGAGAAAGUGCCCAUCCUCGCGCGGAUCAGGGCCAGCGGCAUCUGCGGGCCGAGCUUCGAGGCCAACGCACGCGAGACGGUCAGGCUGGGCGUGGAAUGGAUUGACGACCUGAGGGAGGUGGACUCAGAGGCUGAGUGGGCCUGGGGCGUCGCCAAGGGACUUUUCGGCCUGGAUAAUUGA